GACUCCACGCCGGAAUAAACUUGAUGCAGUUCAAGCCAUGUUCUCUAUGGAGAAAUUGAUCAAAUCCAUCUGUUCUUCACCGAGAAACUCUACAUCAAAGAAGGGGGGAGUAAGUCAUCUGCUUCUUUCCUACAAAAAGGAAUCAAGUUAGUGAAUAAUAUUAAAGACGAGGUUAUAGCAACAUAGCAACAGCAGUGAUAGACCUGUUACCAACUAAAUACACCAUCGGGUUUUGGGUUUAAUGGAUCCAUACUGCGGGUCAUUGGUAUGUGUCACAGUCUAACACGUGUAGAGGUGUGUGCUCAAACUGAAAGUGGAGAAAAACAACUGAUGAUCAGGUGCUGUUCUCCAACCUAAACUGCCUCGUGCCCUUGAAGCAGUUUAUCUCCACCUCUACAGACCCGGUUGAGCCAGACAGCUGGACGACCUGAUAAGUGUGUGUGUGCAGUGUUCUGCCGCUCGUGUGUUGUGACCAUACAGUACCUGCAUGUAACAUUAUGGCGCCUUAAAUACCCUUGACACACACUCGCAAGAGAUGGUUUAGUGUGAGGUUAAAAGAAAAACAGGUAGUUUAUUAUCAUGCCAGCCUCCUGUAUGUGUUGGUUUGGUUUUAUUAAGUUUGCCAUAUUAAACCCAGCUAUGGCGACGUGGGCUAACAUCAAAGAGCAGUGUUUUAAAAGAGAAGAUUUACAGUUUGCCACCACAGGUGUUGAAAUCCAAAUCGCCCAGUGCUGAUGUGCUGUACAAUGUAAAAACUGCACCUGCCCAUUGGCAUCACGGUGGUGAAUGCCAGAGGGGGGCGUCGGUCAGUGUGGAGCCAAGGAGCGCACCAGAGCGCGCACCAGAGCGCGUCCAGUGCGCACCCAGAGCGCACAGCCGCACACUUACCAGCACUGUGCGCCUGUGCUGCAAGGGGGGGGCGGUGGUGGCUGCACAUUGUCACACAGCCCGUCCGCACUGAGCAACAACACUUCAGGAACUACGCGGAGCCCUGUGUGGGUCCGGUGGACAACAUGCGGAGCGCUGAGCUGAGACAGUUGCGGUGCAGCCUCGUCGUCUGACUUUAAGGAGCCGGUGGUGGUGGUGGCGGCGGUGGCGGUGUGAAUUAUGUCCGGAGGCGCCGGGUCUUCUGACUGGGAAAGUUGUUUGUUGUGAUCUGAGACAAGAUGCAUCUCUUUCGGAGCCACAACUACCAAGUGUUCCCGGACCGCUCCUCCGGGGAGACGCCGACCAUACGAGGCAUCAGCUGGACUCCACUGCCAGAGGCCCUGGACUCAAAGGACUCGAUGAAACAGUUUCUUUCAGAUCGCGUCGUGAAAGCAGGCAGGUCACUGUUCAGCGUCAUGAUGGAGAGGAACGCCGGUCUGAUCCGAGAUAGAAAGUAUCACCUCAAAACCUACAGACAAUGUUGCUCUGGUAAAGAACUCGUCGAUUGGCUGAUGAAACAAAAUGAGUGCCUCCAGUGGAGAAGUCAGGCCGUUGGGAUGUGGCAGGUCCUGGUGGAGGAAGGAAUUCUCGUUCAUGUGAAACACGAGUUGAACUUCCAUGACAAGGACACUCAGUUCUACCGAUUCCAAGACUCCGAGUUUGGCCUGAACCAAACAACAAACGAGAGGGAAUCGGAGGACGAGCUGCAGGAGGGUCUGUCGCUGCUGUCUCAGCUCGGCCCGGACGCCCUGCUCACGAUGAUUCUACGCAAAUGCCCCAGUCACCGGAGUGCUGAGGAUCUGGAGGUGAUCUACGAGGAGCUGCUCCACGUCAAGGCUGCCGCUCAUCUCUCCGCCUCAGUGCGUAAGGAGCUGGCAGCGGUGCUGGUUUUUGAAUCACAUGCCAAGGCCGGAACAGUCUUGUUCAGUCAGGGGGACAAAGGCACGUCGUGGUACAUCAUCUGGAAAGGCUCCGUGAACGUGAUCACACACGGGAAGGGACUGGUAACUACACUUCAUGAGGGUGAGGACUUCGGGCAGCUGGCGUUGCUGAACGACGCCCCUCGCGCUGCCACCAUCAUCCUGAGAGAAGACAACUGCCAUUUCCUCCGUGUAGAUAAACAGGACUUCAUACGCAUCCUCAAGGAUGUGGAGGCUAACACAGUGCGACUGGAGGAGCAUGGGAAAUCCGUGCUGGUGCUGGAGAAGAGCGCCGCCUCCACCGAGCAGGGAGCAACCGGAAACAACAGCAAAUACACAGUCAUGUCAGGGACACCUGAGAAAGUCCUGGAACAUCUACUGGAAACAGUCAAGUUGGAUUCUAAUGGGAAUGACGCCAUAGAUCCCUGCGUGAGUGACUUCCUGCUCACCCACAAAGUUGUCAUGCCCUCCAGCCAGCUGUGUCCUUCGCUGCAGCACCACUACCGGGCUGAGCUCUCUGAGGGUUCAGACCAGGAGAAAGCUGCGUAUGUUCUCAACACCAAGCAGAAGGUAGUGAAGCUGGUCGGCCAGUGGGUGGUGCUGUAUGGCCUUCUCCUGAAAGACGACCCAUUCGCUCUGGACUUUCUGGAGAGGUUGAAGAAGGAGGUGGCCGGUGAUUUCCGUCUGUCCAGCCUGCUGAAAGAACAAUUUAGGGAAAGGAGGAGAACAAAAGUGUUGGAGAAUGGAUAUCAGUCACUGAGCAGGAACCAGCCCUUUGACUGGUUUUCCAACUGUGAGGAUCCCGUGGGGAGGUUACAGCCAAUCAGAGCACAGGAUAAAGUGUUGUACGAGAUCUGCAGCCCCGACAACAAAGCUGUCACUCUGAUGCUCCCGGUGAACACGUCAGUGCAGGAUGUGAUGUCGGCGGUUGUCAAACCAGGCGGAGAUCACGUCCUGGUCAAGAUGAACUCCUCAGGAGAAAGAGCUCAGUUAAAGCUGGAGGCCACUGCAGUCUACACCGCCCUGGGACUCAAUGAGAGACUGUUCAUCUGUACAAGCAGCCAAGUGGAACAACUGAUGCCCCUGAGGGAGCAGCAGGGUCCGGAGCGAGGAACAGCCGACGUCCUGGAACAGAUGGGCUCCAAAGACAUCGCCAAUGAGCUCACAAACUACGACUGGGAGCUGUUCACUGCCAUGCAUGAGGUGGAGCUUGUUUACUACAUAUUCGGCCGCCAUAAGUUCCCCGGUGCCACCACAGCGAACCUGGAGAGGUUCGUGCGUCGCUUCAACGAGAUGCAGUACUGGGUGGUGACCGAGCUCUGCCUCUGUGAGGAACUAGUGAAACGAGCCGUUCUGCUGAAGAAGUUCAUCAAGAUUGCUGCAGUCCUGAAGGAGCAGAAGAAUCUCAAUUCAUUCUUUGCUGUGAUGUUUGGUUUGAGCAACAGUGCCGUGCAGAGGCUCUACAAGACCUGGGAGAGAAUAUCCAGUAAAAUGAAAAGAAUUUACUGUGCUUACGAGAGGUUGAUGGAUCCUUCACGUAACCACAGGGCCUACAGACUGACUGUGGCCAAACUCGGGCCUCCGUACAUCCCCUUCAUGCCUCUGCUGCUCAAAGACAUGACUUUCAUCCAUGAGGGAAACUCCAACUACGUAGACAAACUGGUCAAUUUUGAGAAGAUGCGAAUGAUCGCCAAGACGGUGAAAGUAGUACGCGGAUGCAGAAGCCAGCCGUAUGUGCCUUCGUCUCCGCAGAGGGGCCUCGCAGAUCGGAUGUUUCUGGAAGGACCUGCUACUCGCAUAUCCACGUACUCGGACCACGCCCUCCCUCUGCGCAGUCCCAGCAACAUCCGACACCACAUCCAGAACCUGAAGGUGAUCGACAACCAGCGCACGCUAACACAGCUAUCGAGAACGUUAGAAUAGGUCACGAGCCUGCGAACGCACACAGACUGCAGACACUGUAGCACGCAUCUGAACCCGAAGAAGGGAUUCUAUCUACGAACAAAUGUUUCCACGCUUCUCUUUCGAUGAGCCGGACCUCUGGAGGUUGGGGGGGGGGGGUUCACGGAGAAGCUUUGUGCACAGAGAGCGAACACGUGCAGACGGCACAGUAAUGACCUCUAAUCCUGAACCACCCACUGGACUUUCACGACACUUUUAUUCAAUACAUCUCACAGCCUGUAAAUAUGUCUAGUGUAUGUGCCACUGUGGAAAUCAAUCUCUCUCCCCCCCCCACACACACACACACACACACACACACACACACACACACACACACACAAUGUUACAACAAUUACAGUUUGACAAUAUGUUCGUCUUUGGUCCACAACCACACCGGUGGCUCCACAACAGACUCAUAAUGCUGCACAUCUUCUUCACGACUAAUCACGUCAGGUCAGCUCUUGUAUUUUCACAUUAAAGUGUUGUAUCAGGAUUUUUUGCACAUAAUUUCAUACAAUGUUGUUUUCUAAAUAAAUUAUUUUCUCAGC
Messenger RNA from Hippoglossus stenolepis (Pacific halibut), 4336 nucleotides. RefSeq names its product Rap guanine nucleotide exchange factor (GEF) 3 (gene rapgef3). The transcript is spliced from 28 exons. The record is from RefSeq and is a predicted model, not a curated record. NCBI's taxonomy places the organism in Eukaryota, Metazoa, Chordata, Actinopteri, Pleuronectiformes, Pleuronectidae. Bases 1167 to 3770 code for a protein of 867 amino acids. Gene Ontology annotation, biological process: Ras protein signal transduction; positive regulation of GTPase activity. Gene Ontology annotation, cellular component: plasma membrane. Gene Ontology annotation, molecular function: guanyl-nucleotide exchange factor activity.